Molecule: messenger RNA, 13389 nt
Organism: Alligator mississippiensis (American alligator)
Lineage: Eukaryota; Metazoa; Chordata; Crocodylia; Alligatoridae
Product: neural-cadherin
Exons: 33
Coding region: 1-8565 (2854 amino acids)
Biological process (GO): homophilic cell-cell adhesion
Cellular component (GO): plasma membrane; catenin complex
Molecular function (GO): calcium ion binding; cadherin binding
Source: RefSeq, a predicted model, not a curated record
AUGGCUGCGCGGUGGCGGCUGCUGCUGGCGCUGCUGUGCUGGGCGCUGCCGGGCGCGGGGCGGCGGAGCCCGUCGUUCGCGGGCCACGUGGCGGAGAAUUGGCCGGCGGGCACCCGGGUGAGCGGCCUCAGCAUCCCGCUGACGCGGCUGGGCGCGGAGCCGUGGUGCGCGCAGGUGCGCGGGCGGCGCUGGCGGCUGCAGCUGCUGGGCGAGGGCGCGGGGCACUUCCAGGCGGCGCUGCACGCGCGCUCCGGCCGCGUCUGGCUGCGCACCAGCCGCCCGCUGGACCGCGAGGCACGGUCGCGCUACGCGCUGCGCCUGGCGCUGAGCUGCGGCGCCGGGGCCGCGCCCGCGGAGCUGGCCGCGCUCAGCAUCCUGGUGCGGGACGCCAACGACAACGCGCCGCGCUUCGUGGGGCCCGGCGGGCCGACCCGGCUGCGGCUGCCCGAGACGCUGCCGCUGCGCUCCGCCGUGUGGCAGGCGCGGGCCGAGGACGCGGACGCGGGCGCCAACGCGGAGCUGCGCUACCUGGCGCGGCCGCCCAGCGCGCACUUCUUCGUGGAGCCGCGCAGCGGGCGCGUACUGCUGGUGCGCUCCCUGCUGCACGCGCGGGGGCCGCUGCCGCUGCGCCUCUUCGCCCGCGACCGCGGCCGCCCGCCCCUGCUCAGCGCGCCGCUGCACCUGGAGCUGCUGCCGCAGCCCGCGCCGCUCCGCCGCCGCCGCCGCCGUGCCCCGCGCCCUCCCCGCGGGCCCCUGGCGCUGGCCGUGGCCGAGGACGCGCGGGCCGGCUCCGUGCUGGCCGCGCUGGCCCCCGCCGGCUUCGCCUCCGCCUGGUUCGAGCUCGUGUCGCCGCCCGCCGAGCAGUCGCCGCUGCGCGUGGACCGGGACAGCGGCGCCGUGACACUGGCUGCGGCCCUGGACCGGGAGCAGGCGGCCGCCUGGGACCUCGUGGUCCGCGUGCAGGACCGGGCAGGAAAGGAUUGGUACUUGCUGCAUUUAGAAGUUACUGUGACAGAUGUGAAUGACAAUGCACCUGAAUGGGCCAUGGAGCCAUUCCCAUUCUUGGCUGUGGUGUCUCCUAAAGCUGCAGCAGGAACACAAGUAUAUAAGCUUCUUGCUGUGGACAGAGAUGAAGGAGUCCAUGGAGCUGUCGAAUACUUUCUCCUGGAAGGUGGAGACGACAGAUUUGUUGUUGAAAAGGACACUGGCUGGAUUAAAACAACAGGAUUGCCACUUGUAAAGGACAGAGAGUACCUCCUGACGGUGUUAGCAGCAGAUAAACUUGGUAACAAAGGAUCUCCUGCCUCUAUUUCUGUGAUUGCUGGGCUUCGACCACCACAGUUUACCAACAUAUCAUAUGUUGCCAAUGUUCCUGAAGACUUUCCACAGGGAAAAGUGUUUCUUACAGUUUCUGCUUUGUCCUAUCAAAAUGAAUCCCUGAGCUACAGCUUACUCACUAAUCCUAGUGGCCUAUUCAGCAUCCAUCCAGCAGCAGGAGAAAUCAGCUUGACUCGGAGUGUCGAUUAUGAGAGUGAUCAACACCAGUACCUUCUUCUGGUUAGAGCAACAGAAAGCCAGGAACAAUUUAGCAGUGCAGUUGAGGUUUCGGUUGUAAUCAAAGAUGUGAAUGAUUGUGCCCCAGAAUUCCAGCAGUCAAUCUACAACAAAGAUAAUGUUCCUGAAACAGUUACUAUGACAACUGCACUUCUGCAAGUGGCAGCCAGCGACUGUGAUUCGGAAGAAAAUGCUGAAAUACUAUAUUACACUUUGAGUCCAGAGUUUAGUAUUUCUUCGCAGGGUACUAUCUUUCCAGCAGAACAGUUGGACUAUGAGCGACCCAACCAUCUUUAUGAGUUUAUAAUCAUGGCUGUAGAUAAAGGGGAAGAGCCAAAGACUGGCACAGCAACUGUUAGGAUCCAUGUUUCAAAUGUGAAUGAUGAAGCACCUGAAUUUUCCCAGGCAAUCUACAGAAGUUUCGUUUCUGAAGACGCAGGUCCAAAUACAUUGAUUGCUACAGUAAAUGCUAUAGACCCUGAUGGAGAUGAUGUGACUUAUGACAUUCAAGCAGGAAAUCAAAAGGGAAACUUUGUUAUUGACCAUCAGAAAGGGUUAAUUAGACUUCGCUCAAAUCCACUUCCUAAGCUUCAGGGGGCAGAAUAUGUUCUUAAUAUCACAGCUACUGAUGAUAAUGCCUCUGGAGGGCCUCGUUCUCUCAGUAGUACAGCACUUGUCAUUGUGAAAAUUGACGAUGUCAACAAUAACAAACCUGUAUUUCAGAAGUGUCAAGAUUAUCGGGAACAUGCUUCUGUGUUGGAAAACCAGCCUCCAGGGACAUUUGUUCUGCAAAUUGAGGCCACUGAUGCUGAUGAAGGAGCCAAUGGUAGAGUGAAAUACGGCAUGAUGCACAGAGAUGGUGUCUUACCAGCAUUUAGGAUCCAUCCUGAUACAGGAGUCUUGACAACUUCUCAGAGAUUUGAUCGAGAAAAGCAGAGGGAGUAUCCUAUUACUGUGACUGCAACAGACCAGGCUGCAGAACCUCUCAUUGGGAUCUGUCAAAUAAAUGUUGUCAUCCUGGACCAAAAUGACAAUGAUCCCAGAUUUGAAAACACCCGCUAUGAAUAUUUCCUGAAGGAAGACACAAAAAUUGGGACUAGCUUUCUUCGUGUUGCAGCCCAUGAUGAUGAUUAUGGUUCAAAUGCUGCCAUUACAUACUCAAUAGCAAAUGAAGAUCCAAAGUAUUUGCAGGUUAAUCCUAGUUCAGGCUGGGUAUAUGUCAACCAACCCAUAUCUCAGAAAUCAGUUAUAACUCAAGAAAUUAUUGCCACAGAUGGAGGAAACAGAUGUAGUAAGGUUGAAUUAGUAGUAACAAUUACCACUUCAAAAAAUCAGCCCCCACAAUGGGAAAGAGGAAGUUAUGAAGUUGUACUUCCAGAGAAUACUACAAGAGAUGCACCUAUUGUGACAAUUAAAGCAACCUCUCCCCUUGGUGAUCCCCGUGUGACGUACAAUUUGGAAGAAGGACUUGUUCCAGAGACCAACAUGCCAGUUCGUUUCUACCUGACUCCGAAUAGAGAUGAUGGGUCGGCUUCAAUAUUGGUAGCUGAGCCAUUAGAUUAUGAAACAACAAAGAACUUUUUACUGAGGGUUCGGGCACAGAAUGUUGCUGCAGUUCCUCUGGCAGCAUUCACCACUGUCUAUGUCAAUGUAACAGAUGUCAAUGACAAUGUGCCUUUCUUCACUUCAUCAAUUUAUGAGGCCUCUGUAACAGAGGGAGCUGAUAUUGGGACAUCUGUUCUUCAAGUCUCUGCCACUGAUCUAGACCUUGGUCGGAAUGGGGAGAUCAGUUACUUUCUAUUACAUGACCGUAGUGGGGACUAUACUUGUUUUCGCUUGGACUCUCAGACGGGCUCAAUAUAUACUACUUCAGUAUUUGAUAGAGAGAAGAAGGGUUCAUAUCUUUUAGAAAUAAAAUCUGUAGAUGGCUCUGAAUCAGCUCGACCUGGAAAACAUGGGCAACCAAACUCUGACACGGCCUACGUGCGCAUUUUUAUCAGCGACGUGAAUGAUAACAAGCCUGUCUUCACUCAGAGUGUCUAUGAAGUUAAUGUAGAUGAAGACCAAGAUGUGGGCUCUACUGUCAUUAUAGUCAGUGCUAAUGAUGAAGAUGAAGGAACAAAUGCUAAACUAAGGUACCAGAUCACAGCUGGAAAUAUUGGUGGAGUUCUUGAUGUUGAACCAGAAACAGGAGCCGUCUUUAUUGCUCAACCACUGGAUUAUGAAGAAGCCAAAAUGUAUGAACUUCAUUUAUUGGCCUCUGACGGUAAAUGGGAGGAUUAUGCAAUUAUCAUCAUCAACAUAGUGAAUAAAAAUGAUGAGGCCCCAGUUUUCUCUAUCAGUGAAUACUAUGGAAGUAUUAUUGAAGAACUGGAUGGGUUACCAGUCUUUGUACUUCAGGUUGCAGCAAAUGAUCCUGACAGCAGUGUGGAUGGAGGAGAUUUGAGGUAUUCCUUGCACGGACAUGGGGCAGCUGAGGUCUUCGCCAUAGAUGAAAACACGGGCAGCAUUUACUCUCAGAAGAUUCUGGACCGGGAAGAGCGAGCAGUAUGGAGAUUUGUUGUGUUGGCAACUGAUGAGGGAGGAGAAGGACUUACUGGAUUUGCUGAUGUAAUUAUUAAUGUGUGGGAUAUAAAUGAUAAUGCCCCCAUAUUCGUGUGCACGCCUAAUGAUUGCAAUGGGAGUGUCUUUGAAAAUUCUCCUGCGAACACAUUGGUCAUGGAAAUGACAGCCGUAGAUUUAGAUGACCCAAAUGUUGGUUUGAAUGCAGUUUUGACUUACAGGAUAAUUGAGAAUGCAAAAAAUGGGUUUGACAUUGAUAUGUUUACUAUCAACCCCAGUACUGGUACAGUCCAUGUGGCGGAGGGGAUGCUAGACAGAGAGAGAACUGAAAAAUACCUUCUUAUUGUAGAAGCAAGAGAUGGGGGAGGGUUGACAGGAACUGGUACUGCCACCAUAUGGGUUGCAGAUGUCAAUGAUCAUAUACCUAAAUUCACUCAAGAGGUCUGGCAGGUGGUGAUUCCUGAAAACAGUGCGGUCAACUCAGAAGUUAUGGAAUUAUCUGCUGUAGAUGCAGACACUGGGGAAAAUGCUCACUUAACAUUCAGCAUUGUUGCGGGAGAUCCAGAUCAGAAGUUUUACAUUGAAAAUGAUAAAGAAGAUCAGCGUGCAGCUAUCCGAUUGAAAAAGGACUUGGAUUAUGAGAAACCUCAUGAAAGGUGGUUUAACCUCACUAUUAAAGUGGAAGAUCUUGAUUUUUCCAGCAUUGCAACGUGCCUAAUUGAGGUUGAAGACUGUAAUGAUCACAGUCCAGUAUUCGGUUCUCAGCUUGUUCAUACAAGCCCUUUCUUUGAAAACAUACCUGUAGGUACUCCAGUCACCGUGGUGAAAGCCACAGAUGAGGAUUCUGGUGUGAAUGGGAAUAUUAUAUAUUCUAUUAGAUCAGAUUCAGAUCCUUUGAGUCAAUUUGCAGUUGAUCAACAGGGUUAUGUGACUGUGGCAAAUGCACUGGACCGUGAAGUUAUUCAGCAAUACCAUUUAAUUAUACAGGCUUCAGAUCAAGGGAUUCCUGCCCAAACUGGAAGUGUUACAAUCCUGAUUAACUUGCUUGAUAUUAAUGACAAUGGGCCAUGUUUUGAAGCACACUACAUGCCUGUGGUUUGGGAAAAUAUGUUGGGGCCUCAGGUAGUAUAUAUGAACCAUACGUCAAAGCUUCUUCAUGCUUUUGAUCCAGACAGUGAUGAAAAUGGACCACCUUUUACUUUUUCACUGCCACCGAGUUAUCAGAAUUCUUUGGAUUUUUCACUUACUGACAACAGAAAUAAUACAGCCACCAUCAAGGCUCUGAGGUCUUUUGAUAGAGAAAAGCAGAAGAUAUUUCAUCUGCCAGUAAUUAUAGCAGAUAGUGGGACUCCAGCUAUGAGUGCUACAAACACACUGACCAUAACAAUUGGUGAUGAGAAUGACAACAGCCAUGCAGCAGGCCAUAAGGAAGUCUAUGUCUAUACACAUAGAGGAAAAUGGUCAACAACAGAGCUUGGGGAAGUGUUUGCACCAGAUCAGGAUGACUGGGACAAUAAAACAUUUCUCUCUGAAGGAAAAAUGCUCAAGUCUUUCAGAUUAAAUCAAAAGACUGGCUCUCUGGUAAUGGUGGAUAAUGCUCCUCAGGGGACAUAUGACUUCAAAGUUAGAGUUUCAGAUGGAGUCUGGCCUGAUGUUGUAUCUACAAUACAGAUCCAUAUCCAAGAGUUGGAAAAUGAAGCCAUAUACAAUUCAGCCACUGUACGUCUGUCAGAUGUCACAGCAGAGGAGUUUAUAAAGAGAGACGAGCAUGGGAAAAAUAAACAUGACAAGUUUCAGGAGUUACUGGCAGAAAUCUUCUCAGCUCAACCUAGUGAUAUCAAUAUCUUCAGUGUGAUGAACAUUGACAGGAGACGUACAGACUUGAGAUUUGCAGUUCGUGGCAGCUCUUCAUAUUAUAGACCAGAGAAAUUGCAUGGUGAUAUUGCAGCAUUUAAAAGCAAGAUUCAGUCAGCUUUAAAAGUGAACAUUUCACAGAUCAAUAUAGAUGAAUGCAGGAAGACAGACUGCAGUGGUAGCAAUGGUUGCACAAACUACUUCAUUGUGAGUGACACCCCAACUGUCGUGGAUGCUGGAAGUGUGUCAUUUGUCUCUGUAACAACCAACAUCAGCACAGUUUGCACCUGUUCAGCUAGAGACCAAGUUCAUCAAUCCUGUGCUUCCUACCCCCAGAGCCCAUGUCUCAAUGGCGGGACAUGUAUUGACACACUGAAUGGCUACAGAUGUCAUUGUCCUGUUUCAUUUCAUGGACCUGAAUGCCAGCAGACUAAGCUCAGUUUCCAUGGAAAUGGAUAUGCAUGGUUUCGUCCCAUCCAGCCUUGUUUUGAGAGCUUACUAUCCCUAGAGUUUAUUACUGAGGUUCCAGAUGGACUUUUAUUAUACAGUGGUCCUUUAUCGGAUCCAGAGCCUGAGAAUACAGAAAACUUCAUUGCAAUAGAACUUUCCAUUGGUAUCCCCAUUUUAAAAAUGAACCAUGGUUUAGGCACAGUGAUGUUGCAGUUCCCAAGUCACUUGAAUGUGACAGACAAAAAGUGGCAUCAUCUUGAAGUCCGAACUAAUGGCCAGGAUGUUCGAUUCACGUUGGAUCACUGCAGCGCAGCAAUUGUUUCAGAGAUAGAAGGAGUUGGUAAAUGGUUGUCGACUGAAGAUCGCACAAAUUGUGAGGUCACUGGUUCGAUUCCCCAAGGCGGAAGGUAUUUGAGUACAAACCAAGUUCUUCAGCUGGGAGGUGUAAAAGAAUCAAUUCCAUACUCCUAUCCCCAGUUACAACACAAGCAUUUCAUAGGCUGUCUGCAAAAUUUCAUUUUGGAUACUCAGGUAUAUGACCUUGAAUCUCCUGCAGAGUCCCUGAAUAGCUCCCCUGGUUGCAUAUUAACAGAUGGGAGCUGUGAGACCCUGGGCACCUCUUCCUGCGGCGUUCAUGGGAGAUGCCUUGGCGAAUGGGGCUCAUUUAGUUGUCAUUGUUUGCCAGGUUAUUAUGGCUACCGAUGUAAUAAAGUCACCAAAGAAUAUACAUUUGGCCCAGGGAGCCACAUCCGGUAUCAGCUUCCUGUUGCUGUGUCUUCCCGCAGAAUGCUCUUAGAGGCAAUGAUUAGGACACGACAGCUUGACAGUGUCAUUAUGAGCAUGGCUUCUCGGAACAAGGAUGAGUACAUCACCCUGCAGGUGUCUCAGGGAUUCUUAAUGGUCUCGUAUAACCUGGGUGACGGAGACUAUACUGUAAAUCUUUCCUCCUACAACAUUGGCAAUGGUGAGUGGCAUCAUAUCACCUUGGAGAGAAUUGAGAAUGAAUUCACUCUUCGCCUGUAUGAAGGAGGUGGGAAGAGAGAAAUACUUAGAGCCGCAGGAGUUUACAGAGAAAUUAUGAUUGAUCCCAGCAGUUUGGUGCUUGGAAAUACUUACCCUUUCAAUCCAAAUCAGAGUUUUCAAGGAUGUAUGAGGGAUGUCAGAUUUAAUAACUACAGGAUGCCUCUGGAUACUCACACUAAGGAGCUGGUGUCAGUAUUAAGUGUCCAAGGAGUGAAAGAAGGCUGCUCUUCAGAGGCCUGUAGGAACAACCCUUGUAGCCAGCAGUUUAUUUGUGUUGACUUGUGGAUGAUGCAUGAAUGCAGUUGCCCCCCAGGACACAUGAUCAUGGAGAAUGCCACAGGCAGCCACUGUGUCUAUACCGCAUGUGCCAAAAGACCCUGUAACUUUGGUACAUGUAUCUCCCAGUCGCCAACCAAGUUCCGAUGUCACUGCCCUGAUGGCUAUACUGGCCAUAACUGUGAAAUCACGCUGGCUAUCUUUCACAAGGAUGCAGGCCUGAGCUUCAGCUCCAUGUUUGCCAUCUGCAUUUGCUUCUUGACACUCUUAGUUCUGUUCUGUGGGGUUUUUCUGUGGACCCGCUGGAAGAGUCAUAAAGGUUUGAAUGGAGGAGUUUACCACGUGUCUGCAUAUCAUGAUGACUUGGAGGACAUCAGAGAGAAUAUCCUCAACUACAAUGAAGAAGGGGGUGGGGAGCAGGAUCAAGAUGCUUACAACAUGGCAGAACUCCAGAUGUCUAUUCAAACCAGCCCAGCCUAUUCUUUCUAUAAGAAGAAAGGGAAGCUGACAGAGCUGAAAAGCCCAUUGAGCAGUGAUGUGUCUCCCAGCCCAAAAGAGCAGCCAGAAGCACCUGCAACUACACAGAGCUCCUCCUUUGCCAGUGAAGACUUUGGUCGUUACCUAUUGGAUGUCGUUAGAGAUGCCGACCAGCAGCCCCAUGCUUUGCCCUGCGAUUCCCUACAGAUAUAUUACACAGAGGGAGAGGGCUCAGUUGCCAGCAGUCUCAGUACCCCGGGUUCCUCUGGACUGGAUGAGGACGCAGUGUACGAUGACAUCAAGGAGUGGGGACCCAAGUUUGAGAAACUCAGUGAGCUGUAUUCGCAUACAGAGGCAGAUGAUGUGUAGAUGACUGUGUGCACUUCAUUUAAAAUCUUGAAAGCAAUCAUGAAGGGCUAUUCAGUUGUUCAUGCACUUGUUCUUUGCCAUACUUAUAUUCAUUAUGACAUAGUCAAUUCUUUUCUCUCUGACUCUUGUGGGAUGUAAUCCAUAUUCCCACCAAAGAGCCUUUAUCUGAAGCUAGGAAAUAGCAAUGCAGGCUAAUCUAGGGGGUAAAUGGACCUUUGGGCCAUUUCCCUUUUGGGUCAGAAACCAAAUGGAAAGAACAAAAGAAACUUUGGGCACCUUCUUAAAAAUUAGUGAUUGGUUUAGGAAGAAAACAGAAUACAAAACAUAUUGCAGUCACAUGAAUAGUCUGUGGGUGUUUUGGCAACUGUCUAGACAAAGCAUGCAUCUUGCCUUCUCUUCCUCAAGGAGUAAAGAAAAACUAGACUGUAUACAAUUUUAUUCCUUACGCGUUCACUUGAGUGUGAUGUCUUCACUAAGGUGGAAUCCCUGGCUCCAUGUAUCUCAGUGAGCUUGCUUUUCUUCUCUUUGGUUUAAAACUUAGCAAAACUCGUUUCUGCUGCUGCUAAAAAUGAGCCUGGACUUGAGAAGACAACAGGAAAUCAGCUAUUUGCAGCUGACCUCUUCGCCUGGACUUCAUUAAAAGAAGCAGGGUUCCCUCUUUGGGGGCUGGACUAGAUGACCUCCUGAGGUCCCUUCCAACCCUAAUUUUCUACGAUUCUGUGAUAAAUACCCUAAAGAUCAAUUAUUCAGGAAUGCUGAUAAAUGCCAGAACCAGAAGCUUCAAGCUUCUAAAACAAGAGCUGAUUUCUUUUGUGUAGUGCCCAAGAGCCAGAAUUUAGGGCAAGCCUGAGUCAUGUUGUUUGAAUCCAGGUCCUGUGCCUCAAAGGACCAUUGAUCCAUUACGGUGCAAAAACUAUGAGUUGACCUGUGUUUAUAAUUAAAUGACAGCAGAGCCCCAGUGCCACGACUCCCGUGCAGGGAGUGAGCAGUGGUGGCAGUUGGGGUGGGCAGACCCCGUUGCAGUCCCCUGCAGAGGGGGGAAUAACCCCCCUACUUGCCCCUUGCCACAUAAGGGGGCCAUGCUGGCCGGCUUCUGGUAGUGCUGCUGCCACUGUGGCAGCGAGGGAGGAGUGCCCAGCAGACCCCGACUCAGGUCUGCGGGAUAGAGAGGGGGAUUAAACCCCUUUCCUGGCCAGUUCACUUUAGGCUGCUGCCGCGGCUGGGCAUAUCUCCACUGCUGAAGCAGAGAGCAUAGCCCAGAGAGCAUGCUGGGAUGUUGGAGGACUCUAGUUUAACUUUAACCAGGAAGGGGUCUGGGCAUGAACACCACAUGCCACUGGAGGCUGGGGCGGCAUGGCAAGCUCCCGCAGGCGGCAGCAGUGCUGUUGGCGACAGGAGAGUGGCAGUGGCAGGCAGUGAGCUCCCACAGGCAGCCAUGGCACUGUUGGCUGUGGGGGUGGGAGUGGCAAGCGCCGACCAGCAGCCAGUGACUACCCAGAGAUGCUGCUGGCAGCAUUGGCGAUCGGGGACUGCCCGCAGAUGUUGCUGGCAGUGGCGGCUGUGUGUGGCGAGCGGUGACUGCGUGGAGGUGCACCCGAGAUUUACAGGAGUACACCACCAAUCUCGGGGUGCACAUGUACCCAUGUGCACCCCUUACGCAUUGCCAAUGGGUCUGGGACAGAAGUUGUAUAAACUGGUUUGAUCUGAAUCAGUUAAGUCCAAUACUACAUUCAACCAGGGUUAUUUAUCUCAAACUGGUUCCAGCCAUUUUGAAAGUGGUUUAUGUGAACUGAACUUCUCUUACAGGUUUAAACCAGUUUAUGAUCACUUAAACUGGUUUAUGUGUAAUGCUUGUCCCCAGCCUAUGUGUUUGAAGCAGGCCCAGAAGGAAGAGGAGCAGCCAGCAGAGUGGGGAAAGGAGUGUUUGGAAGAGAAGAGCCUGCACCUAUCUUCCCACGGCAGCCUACACUUACCUCCUCUCUCCCAGUGGCACCCUGCUAAGGCUAGUUGAGAAUCACUGUCUUGCAUGGCAUCAGCUUGGGUCUGCACUCCUCAGAAUGAGAAGCUUUGGAUCCACUGUUUUCGACUCUGCUGUCAUUUAAUUAUAAACACAGGUCAACUCAUACUACUUAGCCUGUGAAGCAAAAUGCUGCCAUCACUUACUCCAGUGCCAACUUACUGACUUGUGUGAAGCAGCAGGGUGUGGCAAGAGUGGCAUUUUGCCUUUGAUACCUGGAGAUGGUGUAGACAUGCCAAUCAAAGAGAAGAAAAUGCUCUCAGUUAAAAGAAAUGUGUCUCUUCUGUUUUGUAGGUCCAGAACUCAUUACUCAGUGGAGUCAGAAACUAUCCAUCGUGGGAAGGCAGAUGGCUGAAGCCCUUUUUUGCAUCCAGGCUAAUUCAAACAGCCUAACUAACUUCCAGGGAAACAACUAACUAGCAGAAUAAGAGAAUCCCAGAUAUUGGCUGUGACAGAAAAUAACCCAGCAUAAUAAUUCUGAGGAAUUUGGCAGUGCUUUGAAGAAAAUGAAACCUCAGAGCAACUCGCAGUGGGUGGAACCUUUCCAUCAGGAGUGGAUGAUAUGUUGCAAAUUGAUCAGUCCUUUUGAAACCCCUUCCUUUGGGUAGCUAGAUUGCCAUAUUGGAUUUUUGGCUAAAUAAUUAAUAUUUGAAACAGAGAACACUGUACAAUUCAUUUCAAUCUUCUUAAGUCUGCAUUUGUAUUUAUUAACUACAUUAUAAAUGCAAGACUAAAGUUAAGUUGAAGUGCAGCAACAGCACAGCUAGGAAUGUUAUUUUCUUUCCCUGGCCUUGAAAAUAAAACCUUGAGUAAGGUUUGUAAGUGCUGCUAAGCUCAUUCAUUCUUUUUUCAGUAAAUGAAGCAUAAAACCAUGAGAUACAAUGGUAUCAGGAAAGGAAGAGAAAUGAGGAAUUAAGAAGCUGAAAAUGGAGAAAUGGAAGAUCAGUCAGGGAAGGUGAAGAAGUGAACUAAGAUGUUGGCAUUAGUAUCAGAGAGGUCCUUGAAACACCUUGGGAAAACUCAGUGUAACAUUUUGAGAAGCACUUAAAUGACAAACACUUGACUCCCAUUUUCCAAAGCAACUUAGAUCAUUAGAAUAUGAGAGUUUCUGGAGUCACUGGGUCUGGACACACCACACAUACAGCAGGAUGCUUUGCACAGGUUUUGUGCACUAAUGCAGUGCCUCUCAAAGUGGUGGUCUGCGGACUGGUGCCGGUCCACGAGCCACCAGUCACCGGUCCGCAGCAAGUUGCCAGGAAAGAAAUAUAUUUUCAGAAGCAUAACGUUGAUAUGUCAGCACCACAGGUUGUACGUUCCAACACUCCAGGUUAUGUCAUGUCGUGUGAGGUUAGGAAAGAGAAACAGCCGGUUGCGCAUUUGUGUAGGGCUGUUACACGCAGUUGCUGCUACAGGCUGAACCGGGCACCGGUCCCUGGCCCACUGGGAAAAAAAAUUGCUGGUCCACCACAUUGGAUAGUUUGAGAAGCACUGCACUAGUGGAAGCUACAUAGGGACAGACACUGGGCUAUUCUAGGGUAGCUGCUCAGCAGGUGACUGUACAGUGUCUUACCACCAACUGGUGAGGGGGUAGGCAAUCUGUCUACAGCAGACAGCUACCCCAGGAUAAUUCAGGAUGCAUGAUACCUACACUGUUUUACUGAUGACUUUUAGUGGUUUAACUUUAAACCAGAUUCAAAUAGUUCAUCAAAGUAGGACUUUCAGGUGUCCACUCCUUGUUUCCACCACCACAGUGACUGGUUAUCUAGGUGUAAACAUAUCCUGUCCAAGCCUCAAACCAUUUAGGUGCUUUUAAAAAUCUCAUCAUUAAAAAUCUUAUGGUCUGAAGUUUCUAAGUGACCAGUUAUUGUGAAAUUCUUUUCAAUAAAGCUGGUGAAAUAUAGUUGGAAAGUAUCCAACAUUUUGGACACAAAACAAGAUUUCAGACCCAGACUCUUCCUCCAAGUGCAGUAAUAUGCAGCAUCGUUUUUGAUGAAGAAUUAGCAGUGGCCUUCCCCAAACUAAGUGAGAGUGUGUAUCUUCAUUUGCACAUUUCCUUUACGUCCAUGGCAGAGGCCAUAUGCUUUGCGUAGCUGCCAGUGGAGAAAAGUACUGCAGACAGGGGCAUCUGCAACAGGGACAGAGGAGAGAAGGGGCAAAGAUCAUUCCAAACCUUUGCUGCAAAAUAUCCUAAUCCAAGUCAUCAUGGGACUCUAGAUCAAACUCUACUCAUUUUCCCACCUUGCUCAGUUCAGUUAAGAGAUGAGCGUGUAUUAUCUUGCUAAUACAGACAUGAUGGAUUUGGGAUGCUUUGGAGGAUUCAGGCAGCAGCUGGCACCUACCUCCAGAGAUGUGGCCUUUCCAUCAGGAAGAGAUAAAAUAGGAAUAUUUUUUUUAAAUAAUUUUUGUUCACAGGAAAUGUAACAUAUUAAUUACAAUCUAAUUUUACAACUUUCCGGAAAACAAAUUUAAAGUUGUACUUUGCUAUGAGAGAAAUGUUGGUUUAAUAGUGUUGCAGUGUAAACAAGCCAGGUAUGCUGGGUUCUGUCUUAUGACUGUAGCAGUUACAAACAUCUUAUGAGAAAUGGAGCUAGCCAUUAUCCCUGUCCUCUUCCAAGAGCAAUAGAAGCUUCCCUGUGUGCCUGCUGCCUUCUCCCGAUCCCUGCUGUUAUUGUAUGCUGUCAUUCUGGUUGUUUUCAAUCUAAUUUAGGCUGUAAGCUCCUUGGGGCAAGGACUGUCUCUUUAUUUGCUUGCAAAGGGCCAUCACAUCUAUGGCACUAUAUAAAUAAUAAAUAACAUUGUAUAUAUGA